This is a messenger RNA of Paramecium pentaurelia, 3981 nucleotides long. The record is from the annotation of a GenBank genome assembly. NCBI's taxonomy places the organism in Eukaryota, Ciliophora, Oligohymenophorea, Peniculida, Parameciidae.
AUGAUAUAUUUAUAUCAAUUCAUUCUAAUCACAAUUCCUUUUUUCAAACUUAUAUUAUGUGAGUAAUAAAGAAUAUGUGAAAAAAUAAGAAUAGAACCUAAUGAGAUAUAUUUUCCAAGAAAAUAGAAUCAAAUAUUAAUCGAAAAUGAUGAAUAGGAUUCAAUAGGUAUAAAUUAUAAUCAACAUACUAUUGUAAGUGAAGUAUUUAGAAUAAAUAAUUGGGAAAAAGAGCAAAUUAUUUCAAUAAACAUAAUUUAAUCAUAUUGUUUGUUAUCAGAUUUCGAUAAGUUGACUUGUCAGCUCUUAAAAUCUAAAUAUUAUUUUAUUUCUUGUAUAAAAUUAUUGGAUAAUAAGGAGAAUAACACUAGAAAUAUUAAAGAAUAAAAGGAAAUCUAAAUAGAUUUAAAAAUUAAAGAUGAUGAAACAUGUGAAGAAUUUUUCUUCAAUUAAUAUUCUGAAUUUCUUAUAUUUUGCUUUUAAAGUUAUUAAUUGAAAAUAUUCAUAAGAGAUUUUGACAAAAAAACAACAUAGAUUGUACAAUUUCUAAUUGAAUAGAAAGAAAGUGCAUUAUGUAAAAGAAAAUAUUUUAAAAUUGAUGAUAAUCAUUAUUUAAUAGUAUUAUUUUAAUGCUAAAAUUGGGGAGUAGUAUCAUUUUAUAAUAAACAAAUUAAUAUGAUUUUAAAUGAAUAGAUAGCAUAUAACAAUUACUCUUUGUAUAUUAAUUAUCUUGAAAAUAUUGAAAUAUGUUAAAGAUCAUUAUAUUUAAUUAAGGAUAAUGCUUAUUGUCAUUUUGAUCUUACAUAUCAAGGCUAACUACAAUUUUAAGUACAAAUUUCUAAUUAUUUAAAUCUAAAGUAAAUUAUACUUUCAUAGAGUUGUUCAAUUAUUUAUUAAGUUUAGUAUUAUAUUUCAACUAAUAAAACUCGAAUCAAAAAUAAUCAUUAUGAAUAAGAAUUUAAUGGUACUUCUAUAUAUGGAAAUUUGUUUUAAAAUAUCCUUUUUGUUUAAUUUAAUAACCAACUAUAAAUUAUAUAUAACUAAGAAUUUCAAUAAAUUAUUUAAAUUAAUAGUUCUAAAAUAAAUUUUGAUCAUCAAUUUAAUUUGAUAUAUUAUUUUGAUGAAUUUACUAAUGAAAUCAUAUAUUAUCAAUCAUCAUUUCUUAAAAAUUUCAUCAAACCUACUAAAAAGUAUAUUUUUGUAUUUUUUAGUCAAUCAUUAACAAUUAUGUUUAAUUUCUCAUGCUAUGAGAUUAAUUACAUAUUAUAGUAAUAAUUUGAACCAAUUACUUUUUUUUAUUUUAAUAAUAUAUGUUAAAAUAAUUCUUAAUUAUUUUAUAGCAAAAAAGAUUUGAAUUUAACACAUGAGUAUCAAAUAUAACAACCUAUUAAUUUAAAUUUCAAAAUAAAUAUUUUUGAUUCAUAACCCUUUUAAUAAAUUUGUUAAGGAUUCAAAAAAUUCCCAGAAUAAUAAUAAACUUUAUUAUAUUAUGGAUUCCAUAAAUAAUAAUCCUUUUCUUUAAUCAAAACUGAUAAGUAUAUUUAUUAAUAAAAUUGCGAUGGAUAAAUAUAAUUUAGAAUCAAUACCUAAUCAUAUUAAGUAUAUUACUAUUAAAGUUCGAUUCUUUUAUUGUAAAUUGGUAAAAAGAUUUUAAAAUUUACAAAAUUUCAAGAAAUCCAACCAACAACUAAUGUGAUUAGAUUAGAUAAUGAAAUUAUUAAAAUUGAUUAAUGUAAUUAAUUUAUUAUAGUAUUCACCAAAAAUAAUUAAGAGUUUAUAUUGAUUGAUUUAACAUUGCCAAAUAUAAUCAUAAUGGACUCAAAAAUUUAAAGAAUCUUGGACAAUUUAAAUGAAAUGUAUCUCUAAAAAUAAUAAAAUAAUUAACUAAGAUAGGCUUUUUAUUACUCAUAAGUUCCAUUUGAAUUUGUUUAAUAUUUUCAAUAUUUGAUAGUAUAGAUUAACUCAUAAAUUAGAAUGAUUAAAAUAGAUUCUAUUCUAAUUGUCUUACUUAAACCAAUAGUAUUUGAAUAAUAUUAUAUAUUGGGAGUACAUUUGAUUAAUAAUUAAAUAAUUGAAUAAAUUUAUGAUUUAACAUAAAUAUCAAUUUUAAAUACCCACAAUUUGAAUCAAUAUGAAAUUAUUAGACCAAUAUAUUACUAAAUAAAAGAUAAUUACUUUGCCAUAGCUGUUCGAAAUGCUACAAAAACCUUUAUUUUAUUAUAUACUAUAUCAAAUAAAUUACCAAUUAAAUUAGUAAAAUGUAUUCAAAUUGGAAAAGUCUAAUUUUUUUUCCAAAAAUAGUAUCUGUUAUAUUAUGAUUAAGAAGAAGAAGUUAAGAGAUUUAAUAUCGAAGACUUUGAGAUUUAAAUAGAAAAUCCAUAUCCAGUAUAAGUGGAUAAUAUUAAUAUACAAACAAUUGAUUUUUCAAUAAUCCCAAUAAGUAAGAAUGAUCCUAAGAUAGAUUUAGAGUUCUCAUUAAGAUGCUAUAAUAGUUGCUAUGAAUUAUUUAUAAAAAGCAAUCAUGCUAUAUUAAACUAUACUUAAUAAUAAAAAUCUUAAUUACUAAUUAAUAAUUAUUUUUAUGGUCCUAUUGAUAAUCUCUAGAUUAUUGAUAAUGAUAAUAUUAUUAUCGAAGGACCACUAUUACUAUCUGAAGAAAUUCUUGAAGAUUUAAAUCCUUAUGGAAUAUAGAUACAGGAAAUUAAUAUAAGUUCAACUUUCUAAAUAAUUUUACAAACUAGAAUAAUAUUGUUGAAAUUUAAUAAUUACUCUAUGAUAUUAUUUAAUUAAAUGGAUACAUAACUUAUAUUAGAAAAUGAUAUUUUAACAAAUAUAAUUUUAUUGAAUGACGAUACAGUACUAUUGUUAUUUAUCAAAGAAUUUCAGAAUGGAAUAAGAGGAAUUAUUCAUAAGAUUGAUAAAAGAACUUUGAUAUUAUAAGAGAAACCUAUAUUUUAGAUAAGAUAAGAUUUCAAUCACUCUCAAAAUAAAUUUCAAAAUUUUAAAACAGGAGAUAUAAUUGUAAUAAAAAAUAAAACUAAGUUAUUCAUUUAUUUAAUAUAUUAGGAUAGACUUACUUUUAUUAAUUUAUAUUUUAGUAUUGUUGAAAUUCUUAAAAUUAAAGGCAAUAAUUAAUUAUACAUAUCUCUCUCUUUUUAAACUACAACAUAAAUGGUAUUUUUUUAAAUUCUCUUGUUAAAUGAUUUUUAAUUUGAUAUAAUUGGAACAGCAUAACUUACUUGGAAUACUAUUGAAAAUGAAAUAAAAGAACAUAUUCUAAUUAAUUCAAGAAAAAUUAGAUUUGAGGAUACCUAAAUUAUUUUUUUAGAGAGUAUUAUUGAUGAUGAAAAGUUAAGUAUAACCAUUUUGUAAAUCUUUGAUGAUCAUUUAGUUAUAAGUUAAAUUAUUAUUAUAUUGUAAAAUUUUUUAAUUUCAUAUAAACCAAUUAAAAUUUUAAGAAACAGUUUACAAAAAGAUAUUAUGGAAUUAAAAUUUUAUAAUGAAUACUCUUUAAUUUUAAAAUUAUUUUCUGGUGCUACUUACUUUUAUGAUUUAAGAAAAGAUUAAAUACUACAUGAUUAUAUUGGUAAACAAAAUAAAUUGUAUUAAGCUUAUCAUCAAUUCAAUACUACUCACUUCAUUUGUUUUUCAAAUAAUAAUAAAAAUAUAUAUAUUGGAAAGAUUGGCUAUGAAAUUAUAAUAAAUGAGGAAUAUUUAUAAAAUGAUACUUUUAAAUUGGUUGCUUCAAAUAUGAUAUCAUAAAAAGAAGUAAAAAUAUCACUCAAUAGACUAGGUAUAUAUUUAUAAUUAAUUAUAGAAACAAAAAAUCAAAUUUAAAACUAUAGAAUUUUCAUAAUACUAUUGUUAUUAAUAGUUUUGUUAAUUUUAGUUUUUUAUUUCCUUAUAAGAAGAAUGCAACUAAAGAACAAAUCAAUAAAUAAUUAAAGACAUGAUAGAAUAUAAUUAGAUAAUUCAUAAUUAUGA